Messenger RNA from Mollisia scopiformis, 303 nucleotides. RefSeq lists its product as uncharacterized. NCBI's taxonomy places the organism in Eukaryota, Fungi, Ascomycota, Leotiomycetes, Helotiales, Mollisiaceae. The coding region runs from base 1 to 303 and encodes 100 amino acids. The record is from RefSeq and is a predicted model, not a curated record. The transcript has 3 exons.
AUGAUUUCUUUCACAUCUCGGACGAUCCUCACAAAGCGCAGCGGCUGGAGAGUUGUCGUGCAACCUCGAUUCAAUUCUACUCAAGCUGGCCAGAAACCAGUCUCUCCUCAUGUCGGCUUCUACAAAACCUUCACACGACCGGUAGCUAAGGUCUUGCUAAUGGCGACAUUCACAUAUCAAUUGGCAUAUUGGGGAUGGGUGAAGCUGGAAAAGGACGAGAUCAAACGUGAGAAGUCUGCGGAACUCGAAGGAUUAGAAAAACAGCUUGGAGACUUGACGAAGGCGAAGCAACUGAAGCCUUGA